UUCGGCGAGUGUAAGAGAGAGAGUGAGAGAAGCAAAAAGGGGAGAUAGGAGGAGAAAUCUGUGACCAUUCCUUCAAGCCGUUUUACCCUGUGGUCUGCUCCAAGUGUCUGAACGUGUCACCGAGAAAUGUAGACCGAGUGUGUUCCUUGCAUCUCUUAUCUGUCGCGUCGUGCAUACACGAUUCGUGCAUCGGAGACUUUGUGGUGAUUACUGAUUCUACAUGCUGUAGAGAACCGCACCGUCCAUCCUCUCGUCUCUAGACUGUAGAAUGAAGCGAGAAGCAUUCGUUGUCGUCGCAUGAGAUUGUGUGACGAAGGUGGCUGCGGACAUUUAAACACAACAGGUUACCGGUGUUUUCUCGAGAAAAGGGCUGAAAAGUGCCACCAUGUCGGCGAAAGAAAGACCAAAAGGAAAGGUGACGAAAGACAGCGUUACCUUGCUGCCUUGCUUCUAUUUUGUUGAGCUGCCCAUCCUGGUGUCAUCGGUGGUGAGCCUGUACUUCCUGGAGCUGACAGAUAUGUUCAAGCCGGUCCGGUCGGGCUUCAGCUGCAACGACCGCAGCCUGAGUCUCCCCUACAUCGAGCCCACGCACGAGGCAGUGCCCUUCCUCAUGCUGCUCAGCCUGGCCUUCGCUGCACCCGCCAUCACGAUAAUGAUCGGAGAGGGGAUUCUGUUCUGCUGCCUCUCCAGGAGGCACAAUGGGGCCGGGGCCGAGGCCGACAUCAACGCCGCCGGCUGCAACUUCAACUCCUACAUACGCCGGGCUGUGAGGUUUGUGGGUGUCCAUGUUUUUGGCCUCUGUGCCACCGCCCUGAUCACUGACAUCAUCCAGCUGGCCACGGGCUACCAUGCCCCGUACUUUCUGACCGUCUGCAAGCCCAACUACACCAGCCUCAACACCUCCUGCGACGAGAACGCCUACAUCAUGGACGACAUCUGCUCCGGAGCCGACCCUGCCAUUAUCAACGCUGGCAGAAAAUCUUUCCCUUCCCAGCAUGCUACUUUGGCAUCCUUCGCCGCCGUCUACAUCUCGAUGUACUUUAACAGCACGCUGACCGACUCGUCCAAGCUGCUCAAGCCUCUGCUCGUAUUCUCCUUCAUCAUCUGCGCCAUCAUCUGCGGCCUGACCCGUAUCAUCCAGUACAAAAACCACGCCAUCGACGUCUACCUGGGCUUCAUCCUCGGAGGAGGCAUCGCAGUCUACCUGGGUCUGUAUGCUGUGGGAAACUUCCAGGCCAGUGAAGAGGAGUCCAGCUCCCAGCCCCCGCUCCGAGGGCCCCCCAGGACCCUGCCUGCCUAUGGGGGCCAUGAAGCUGGGCCCGGGGCCCGCCACUUGCCGGCCAAAGGCGUGGGCGGGAGCAGCAGCAGCGACGGCGGCCUGUCCACGUCACACUCGGAGGGCGCGCUCCACCGCAACCACCACGGGCCGCCGCUGCACGGGCCCGGCUCCUCCAUGGGCAGCCUGAAGCGCUCCAGCGCUGACGUGGAGGUCAUCUCGCCCAUCACGGCCGCCGCGCUGGCCAAGGACAGCGCGCUGGUCACCUUCAGCAACACGCUGCCCCGAGCCCACGUGACCGCCAGCGUCGGCGGAGGCGGCGACGAGCAGGUGUCCCGCCGCACGGCCACCUACCACGCCUCCAUGGACUCCAGCCGCUCCAAGCAGCUGCUGUCGCAGUGGAAGAGCAAGAACGAGAACCGCAAGCUGUCCCUGCAGGCCAUGGAGCCGGGCGGCGGCGGCGGUGGAGGGAGCGUGUGCGGACCGUCGCCCUCCCGCAGCAUGGACGGCCGCUGCAGCUCCGAGCCCUCAUCGGCGGGCCUCAACGGCGAGCUGCUCCACCUCCAGCAGCAGUACCUCCAGCAGCAGCAGCUGCAGCAGCAUCUGCAGCAUCAGCAACAGCAGCAGCAGCAGCAGCAGCAGCAACUGCAGCACUACCACCCGAGCCAGCUGCACCAGGGGCCCGCCGCGCAGUACCUCAAGCUGGCCACGGUGGGCAACAGCAACACGCUGCCCACCAACCCCAGCGGCAUCACCGGCGGCGCCCGCGUCUCCAUGCAGUCGCGGCCGGGCUCCUCGCAGCUGGUGCACAUCCCCGAGGAGACGCAGGAAAUGGGGGGUUGCGGCUCGCCGACAUCCAGCGCGGCCGCCCGUGCCAAGUGGCAGAAGGCGGCGGAGAUGGGUGUUGCCGUGUCGACCACGUCGUCGUCGGCCUCCAUGCCGUGCGUGGCAGCGGGCGGCGGCGGCCAGGGUGGACAGGGCAGCAUCAGGACUAACGGGCAGCCGCGCAUCAUGCAGGUGAUCGCCAUGUCCAAGCAGCAGGGCCUGCUCCACUCUAACUCGCAGAGCUCGGAGGGCAGCGGGAACUCGUUCCGCUACAAGACGCUGCAGGAGCAGCAGGAGAUGAUGUCCACGGGCCCGGCUUCGCUCCGCGGGCGUGCCCAGGACACGCGGGUCACGGUGCAGGCGCCCUGCCCGUCGGACGGCGGCGCCAGCGGUCCCGGCAGCGGCUCGUGGACGUGGAAGUCCCAGGGCAGCCUGCGGCAGUCCUUCGAGCUCAACGACCUCAACCGGGAUUCGGGCAGCUCCGAGUCGCUGCGGGACAGCUACGGCUCGGCCGACCGCGUCAAGAGGGUCAGCGGCAACGCGCCCAUCCCUGCCGCCGUCCCCACCGUGCCCAUCGUCUCCGCAGGCGCCACGGUGACCACCAUCAGCACCGGCUCCACCACUGACCACCACCACCCGCAACCCCCCUACCCCCACCCCCACCUCCAUCAGGGCAUCUCCACCAUCCGGGUCACCCCGCUGGAGGGUAGCGGGGACGGGGCCCUAAGCGGCUCGGAGAGCCUAUCAGUGGCCUCCAGCCGGGAGUCCACGCUCCGCCGGAAAGGCAACCUCAUCCUCAUCCCCGAGCGGAGCAACAGCCCCGACAACGCCCGGAACAUUUUCUACAAGGGGACGUCCUCCACGCCUGUUCCUAGGGAGUAGGACUUUGCUCCAAAAGGAUUUGCGUGGCCUUUCGUCAUUGUUGUUGUUUCGGUUCGGUUUCGUUGUUUUGAAAAAGCAGGAUAUGCUGCCGGGAUCGAUAGAGAAAAAAAACACAAGUAAAGGAUGAGGAAUCAGCUCUUGCAUUCAUGUGAAGCCUCAAGCUGAUGAUGGGGAGCAGCUCCACCCAGGUUAAGGUUUUCAUUUUAUUUGUUUACUGUAUUCACAUUUAGAUAUAGUGAGGCAAUUUUUAUUGUGCAUGGGGUGUAUUUUUUGGUCAUUUAGAAUAAAUAUAUAUAAAUACAGUAUAAUAAAUAUAGUCGCACAAAAAGCACAAACUUAAAUGUUGUGAAGUUUACUCUGACUAAACUUACUAAACUGAGAGAAUGACGAAGAAAAAUUUGCCAAAGGCUGCAGUGUCCCUAGUCUCUCCUAAGAUUGCUGGUGCAUAUGACCACUGUGAGAAGGAAGGCUUGUCUUUGUGCCAAGGUUAGAAAAGUCAAUGGUGGUGAAAGUAUUCAAAUGUUUA
Alosa alosa (allis shad) is the source of this 3509-nucleotide messenger RNA. RefSeq names its product phospholipid phosphatase-related protein type 4 (gene plppr4b). NCBI's taxonomy places the organism in Eukaryota, Metazoa, Chordata, Actinopteri, Clupeiformes, Clupeidae. The record is from RefSeq and is a predicted model, not a curated record. Gene Ontology annotation, biological process: phospholipid dephosphorylation; signal transduction; phospholipid metabolic process. Gene Ontology annotation, molecular function: phosphatidate phosphatase activity. Bases 386 to 2983 code for a protein of 865 amino acids. The transcript has 8 exons.